AUGGGUGGCCUUAGGUCGCCUGGAGCUUCUGUGAUUAAGGGAGGAGUUGGGUGGCGGGAUGAGGUGCCGAGAAUGAGGGAGUUGAUCGGGGGUGGAGAUAUGGGCGAGAUGGAGAAGCGAUGGAGACUCAAGGCGGCUGGCUGCGUCGCGGCUAGUUCGAUGGUGUGGGUGAGGCGCUGGGCUCCAAAUGACGACUUAGGGCACGAUGACUUUGGCCGUGAUGAGGUAGCAAACCGAGGAAGGGGUGAUUUGGGGAAGGAAGGUGUGGUUUCCAAAAUGGUGGUGAGCGGUGAGUGGGCAACUAGAGUGGUUAGGCCCACUCGAGAUGUGUGA
This is a messenger RNA of Sphenostylis stenocarpa, 333 nucleotides long. The record is from the annotation of a GenBank genome assembly. Lineage: Eukaryota; Viridiplantae; Streptophyta; Magnoliopsida; Fabales; Fabaceae.